Limulus polyphemus (Atlantic horseshoe crab) is the source of this 10191-nucleotide messenger RNA. RefSeq lists its product as uncharacterized. Gene Ontology annotation, cellular component: membrane; cytoskeleton; intermediate filament. The record is from RefSeq and is a predicted model, not a curated record. Bases 523 to 10191 code for a protein of 3222 amino acids. The transcript is spliced from 11 exons. NCBI's taxonomy places the organism in Eukaryota, Metazoa, Arthropoda, Merostomata, Xiphosura, Limulidae. Gene Ontology annotation, molecular function: protein binding; structural molecule activity. Gene Ontology annotation, biological process: intermediate filament cytoskeleton organization; wound healing.
AGAAAAAACACCUUCUCCAAUUAAAGAACCUGAAGAAAAGGUACCAUCUUGUAUAGAAAAAACACCUUUCUUAACUGGAGAAGAAGAAAUAGAAUUAUCAGCUCAACCUAAAGAGCCUGAAGAGAAAGUGCUAUUUCCUACUGAGAAAGCACCAGUUAAAGUAAAAACUCCUUCUCCAACUAAAGAAAAGCCUGAAAGAAAAAUACCAUCACCAGCUAAAGAAGCCAAAGAUCAAAUGCAAUCACCUACUCAGAAAGCAUCAGUAAAAGUAAAAACUCCUUCUCCAACUAAAGACAAACCUGAAAGAAAACUACCAUCACCAUCUAAAGGAGCCAAAGAUCAAGUGCCAUCACCUUCCCAGAAAGCGUCAGUAAAAGGAAAACACCAUCUCCAACUAAAGAAAAACCAACAAGAAAAUUACCAUCUCCAUCUAAAGAACCUGUAUAUAAAGUGUCUCCUGCUGAUAAACCAUCAGUUAAAGAUAAAACUCCACCUCCAAUUAAAGAAAAAGCUGAAAGAGACAUGCCAAAAGUACUUUCCCCAACUUUGUUACUUGAAGAGAAGAGAACUGGAAUCAGAGUGAUUGAAGAAACAACUGAAAGAUUUGAAUUACCACCGGAUGGAUGGUUCUUGAAGGAAGCUAUUGAUCAAAAAAUGUUUGACACAGAAAUGGGACUAUUUAUGGUUCCAGGUACAGAUAGAUUAGUAUCUUUUGAAGAAACCCUUAGGUUACAAGUUAUUCAUCCAAAUUCUGCAACAGUUUUGGAACCCUCAACGAGACAUGCCAUAUCCUUGCUCAAAUCAGUGGAGAAAGGGAUUCUGGAUUCUACUGGUCAUUAUAUCAACAACAAAACUAAAGAAAAAUUCACCAUGAAGGAAGCUAUUAUGAGAAAGUUAGUUCUCCUUAAGGAGAGGAGACAGGUUAUUGAAGAAAGAACCACAAAAGAGAUUCAUAUUACAAAAAUGGGUGACCAGUUUGACCAAUUAACUGUGGUGGCUGGAGAUUUUGAUAAAUCUACUUCUUUAGAGAUUUUAUCAGAAGUGGGAGGUUUUCCAAAGUCACAAGAACUUCAUGUUAUUACUGUUGAAUAUAUAGAAAUAGCUCCAAAUAUAUAUUUUGAACCAGAAUCAGUAUUUAUUCUUGAUGGUACUAAUGGGGAAAAAAUGGAAUUAACCAGAGCAGUUAGUUUAAAAAAAAUUGAUGGUCAACUAUUCAGUGUUCGGGAACCAAAAACAGGUACAGACAUUCCAUUAGAUGAGGCAAUGAACAAAGGGGUUGUAGAUACACAAACAGGAGACUACACUGAUGAAACAUCAGGUAGGAAAGUACCAAUUAAGCAGGCAUUUAAAGAUGGUGUAAUAAAAUUAGCUCCUAUCCAAGGAACAAGUGAAACCAAAAUAAUGAAGUCAUUUAAAAGCAGUCCACAGACUGGAACCAUGCAGUCAAAAGCAAUAAUUUCUCUGGAAGAUCCUAAAACUGGAGAAUGUAUACCUCUGGAAUUGGCGUUAAAGAGAGGAAUAAUUGAUUCUGAAACUUUUUCAAAGGUUCAUGAAGGUCAGAUUAAAGAGUUUGUUACCAUUACAAAGGCUAUAGAUCAGAAAGAGUCAUGUGGUGAAGUUAUAAGUAAAGAGAAAUUCAGAUUUUCUACAGAACCAGAGAAACCCCUAAAAAUUCCAAGCAGAGAAACUACUGACAUUUCACAUAUUGAAACUCCUCCAGAGUUGUAUCCUGAACCAGGGUUUGAAGUUACAAUUGGUAGAGCAUGGGCACAAGAAGGAAUAACAUUGCAGAAAGUUCGUCGAAGAAUAAUGUCUCCCAGAGAGGCAGCUAAAGAGGGUAUUUUAGACAGUAACACAGCAAACAUCUUAACUGAAGUAGGAAACAGGAAAGGGUCAGAUGGAAAGCCAAUGACUUUGACAGAAGCUAUUAGACUUAAGUUGAUUGAUGGUAACAGUGGAACAAUUCCCAAUCCUUGUAAAGGUCAAACUGUAAACAUUCUAGAAGCUUUAGAAAAUGGUAUCCUGGAUUCAGUUAGUGGUAAACUGAUUUUGCCUGUAGGUCAAAGCUUAGCCUUACCAGAGGCAGUUUCCCAAGGCCUUGUACUGCCAGCAGAACAGAAAAUAAUUCAUCCUGAAGUUGGUCUAUUGUUAACACUGAAUGAGUCUCUUCUCUGUGAGAUAAUUAAUCCACUUUCUCAAGUUUUAGAACCUGUUACCAAACGAAUUAUAACUUUAGAAGAAGCUAUAGAAAAAGGUAUUAUAGAUCAAAAUACAUUAGAGGUUCGUACUACUAGCAGUAUAGUUAGUCUUGUGGAUGCCAUUAAAAAUUACAGAGUCUUUGAAAAAGCUAGGAUGUUUCGUAUAGAUAACAUGCCUUUACUGGGAUUAACAUUCCCUGUUGCUCUUCAAUAUGGCUUUAUUGAUACUGAGACCAAGGAGUUUGUUCACUUAAUUUCAAACAAAUGUACUCCUCUAAGAGAUGCUAUAAAGCAAGGUCUUAUUAUGAUUCUGCCAAUCCCACCAAUUUUAGAUAGUAUUGAAGUGCUGGAGGCCUUAGAUAAGGGUUUAAUUAAUUCAAUAAACUGUACCAUGAAACAUCCUAGAACAGGAAGGGAUCUACCAGUACAAGAAGCUGUGGAUACUGGACUUCUCCAGAUGAAACCAAUUUUACCACAGUCUAUCUCUGUGGAAUCCUUUUUAAAGACUCUUCCAACACAAGCUACCACUAGUUUACGUAUGGUUGUGGAAUCUCAAACAAUAGAGCUUCAGCCGGGAUAUAUUAUGACAAGUCCAAGGCAGGUGGAAGAUACUGAGACAGGUGAAAUCAUUCCAAUUGAAGAUGCCAAGAGUCGUGGAAUUGUCAAAAUUAAUAUUCAGACACUGAGGACAACAGAACCAUUGACAUUUAUCCAGUCACUGGAACGUGGACUACUCAGCCUGUCAGAUCAAACAUUUACUGAGCCACUCACAGGAAAAACACUUCCCAUUUCUCAAGCUAUUUCUGAGGGUCUUUUGAAUCCUAUUGAAGAAUUUCCAACACAAGAAGUGAUUAAAUACACAAUUAUGCAAGUAUUUAGUGUUCUGUAUGAUGAAAACUCUGAGCUCUUUCAUCAUCCAAAUACACAGAAAUUAGUUACAUUUGAAGAGCUUAUGGAUGAAGGUUUUGUAGAUCUGGAUGCAGUGAUUUACGAUGUACCUACUGGGCAGCCUAUGACCACGAAAGAGGCCAUAGAAAUGGGAAAAGUUGACAUUAAAACUGGAAAAAUCCUUGACUCUAUCACAAGAAAGAGGAUAACAACAAUUGAAGCAACAAAAAUGGGCCUUGUAUUUGUUAUUAGUGAACCAGUUAUUGGUGGAAUGACAACACUGGAAGGAUUAAAAAGUUUGGCCUCAAAAGAGAAACCUAAAUCCGAGUCUCUGCCUUUACAAAAAAUACCAUCUUCAGCCUCAUCUAAAACUAGUACAUCGUUUCCCAGCAGAGAAGUUAAACAGUUUUCUCCCAAAGAAGAGAAACCACCCUCAACUAAGACACCAAGCAAACCAAGAAAAGAAGAUCUUUCCUCACCAGAAACACACAGAAUUUCUCCUCAAGAUGAUACAGAUUUAGCCAGAUCAGAAAUAUGCCUUACAGAAACAUUUACAGAAUUAAGUAAGGACUUUGAAGCACCAUUGUUCAUAGGUCAUUCUUUGCCCCUGUGUGAAGCAGUUGAUAGUGGUUUAAUUAAUCCUGAUACAACUUAUAUCUUUAGUCCCAGUACCAAUGAAAAAUCUUUAGUUCAAAACGCAUUGAAAGAUGCAACUGUUCCAGCAGAUGCGAUUGUUGUAAUCAGCAGCAAAACGGAAGUUACUUUAGUGGAACAAAAACCAGAAUUGGCCACACCUUUAUCAGUUACUUUCGCUUUACAAGAAGGAUAUUAUGACCAAAAUACAGAAAGUUUUGUUAAUCCACAAACUGGUGAACCAGCUACUUUUAUGGAUCUAGUGGUCCUUGGAGUAAUUGAUCCCUAUAAAAUUAAGGUCAGGGAUCUAAGAUCAAAAGAGUUUGUUCCUCUUUUAGAUGCUGUAAAGAAGGUUUUGAUUGAUAAGAAUACAGGUCAGAUGGUGAAUCCUAAGACUGGUCAAAGGAUUUCUUUCUUUGAAGCUGUACAAUUGGAAUGGAUCAUCUAUACAGAACAUGAAAAACCUAGCACAUUAUUAACCUCAUUGACCUUUCAGCAAGCCAUUGAAAAUAAACUGUUUGACACUGAAAGUGUAACUAUAAUACACCCCAUUUCAAGAAACCAAAUUCCACUAUCCAAGGCUUUGGAGACCAGACUGAUAGAUCCGAACUCUGUUGUCAUAUAUAACACAAAGAUGGAAAACUUGCUUUCUGUGAAAGAAGCAGAAAACAUUGGGCUAAUAAAUCUACAUCAUAACACCUAUAUAAACCUUAUAACAAAAGAAGAGAUAAGUUUGAACACUGCAUAUAAGAGAGGUUAUAUCACUGUCCUCAGAUAUCCUGUGUCCCUGGUGGCAAUUAUCAAGAAAGAACUUUAUAACCCAAAUACUGGCACAAUAAAGGAUCCUGUGACUAAUUAUCAAAUGAACAUAUAUGAAGCUGUUAAGAAAAACCUGGUAGAUGCAUUUAUUACUAAAGUACGAGACACAAAAAAUGAAAACUAUGUGUCCUUAGAUGAAGCUCUACAAACAAACAUCAUUGUACCCAAAUCAGGUAAAAUGAAAGACACAGCUAAGAACACCUUCCUCACAUUAGAUGUAGCAGUUACCAAUGGUUUAAUCAUUAGUAACAGAAUCCAGGUUUCACUGAUUGAUGCCAUUAAUCAAGAAUUUUACAAACCGGACACAGGAAGGUUUGAAGAUCCAGUCACUGGUGAUGAUUUUACAUUAGAUGAAGCCAUUCAUAAUGGUUUCAUUGAUGUUGAAUCUGCUCAGGUGAAGGAUGCCAGAUUUCAGAUUCUCAUCCCUCUUAAAGAAGCUAUCACAACUGGCAUAGUAGAUGGACAGAGAGGAACACUUACAUAUCCGAAUAUAAUGACAUUAGAUGUUGCUGUUUUGAAUGGUUUCUUGAUAACUACAAGGUUUCCAUGGACUCUUCAGGAGGCUCUUGAAAAUCGUAUGUAUGAUACAGAAACAGGUUUAAUGAUUGAUCCAGAUAAAGGUGAAAAAAUAUCUUUAGAAGAAGCUGUAACACGUGGAUGGAUUGAGCAGAAAGCUUUAACAGUAAAAGAUCCACGAUCAAAUGACAUGUUAACUCUUAUAGAAGCAAUUAAGAUUGGUAUCAUUGAUCCUGUUUCUGGAAUUGUUACUGAUCCAAGUUUAGGCUCCAAUAUGCACUUUUAUGAUGCCCUAGACAGGGGUCUCAUAAUUCCAGCAAAGAGAGGGUUCUCACUACCUGAGGCCAUUUAUAAAGGAUUUUAUGAUCCAAAAACUGGUAAAUUUGCAAGUCCAGAAUCACUGGAAAAAUUGACAGUAGACAAAGCUGUUGUUAGUGGUUUAAUUGAUCCUACUUCUACCCUCGUUCAAGAUGGGAUAUCAGGGAACAUCUUAACAUUCAGUCAAGCUAUGUUGGAUGGAGUUGUAGAUGUCAAAGAAGGGAAAAUCACUUUGAAUAAGGCAGGCAAGAAAGUCAACUUCCAAGAAGCUUUAGACCAUGGUCUUUUGAUUGAAAUCAGUAGACCUCUAGCACUCCGAGAAGCUAUUCGAAAAGGGAUUUAUGAUGAAACCACAGGAAAGUUCCUGGAUCCUUCCCUUGGACAGUGGCUUACUUUGCAAGAAGCCAUCAAUAGUCACCUUAUUGAUCCUGAUUCUGCUCACUUAAGAGAUACUCAAACUGGAUUUUUGAAACAACUUACCCUUAUUGAUGCUAUUGAAGCUGGAUUAUUAAAUCAAGAGACUGGAAAAUUAACACAACCAGAUGGACAGGAGAUAACUUUAGUCUCAGCUUUUAAGUCUGAUCUAAUCAUGGAGAGUAAAAUAUCCAUUUCAGUUCAAAAAGCAAUACAUCAAGGGCUUUAUAAUGAAGAAAUGGGUAAGUUCACUGAUCCAAGCACGGGUAAAAUGAUCACUCUUCAAGAGGCUGUUAGACAGUUUGUAAUCAAUGCUAGUUUACCUUGCUACUGGGAAAGAUCUACUUGCACUCUUCAAACACUGAAGGAAACUAUACAUGCAGGCAUCAUAGAUCAGCAAAGUGGCAAGUUUAGAGAACCAGACACAUCUAUUGAACUGCCUCUGAAUGUGGCACUUGAGAAAGGUCUCAUUGUUGACAUAGAAAAGCCUUUGGGGUUGUAUAAAUUUGUUACUAUGGGCCUUUACAGUGCUCAAACUGGAAAAAUAGUUCAUCCAUCUAAUGGUACACAGCUGUCUCUAGAAGAUGCCAUAAAGGAGGAAGUGAUUGACAAUGAAACCUCAAUCAUUAAAAAUAGAAAUACAGGAAAAUACAUGAAACUUCCAGAAGCCAUCCAUGCCAAGAUAAUCAAUCCUUACCGAGGAUGUUACGUGGUACCAGUAAGUAAGGAGGAACUCAACUUUUAUGAUGCAGUGGGAGAAGGCUUGAUUGUGAGUGCCAAGAAGCCACUUACUCUACAAGAAGCAAUAAAGAUGAAGCUUUUUAAUCCAGCUUCUGGACAGUUUACAGACAUAACUACUGGCGACCAGUUAAAUCUUGCUCAAGCAAUUGAACAUGGACUGAUUGAUGGCAGCAGCACAUUUGUCAGAGAUCCACAAACUGACCAACUGAUGCCAAUUCAAGUAGCAAUAGAGCAGAAAUUUAUAAAUGUGAGCACAGGCACUAUUAGAGAACCACUGACAGGCAACUUUGUGUCCAUUAUAAUUGCAUUUGAGCGUGGAAUGAUCAUUUCAACAGAACGACCAACCACAUUCCAUCAAGCCGUACAGCAAGAAUCAAUAGACUUUACCAAAGGCACCUUUAAGGAUGCCAGUAGUACUGCAGGACUCAUGCUGGAGGAGGUAAUUAAAAAUGAACUGAUUGACCCUGAAUCUGCUGUGAUCAAGGAUCCAGUAAGUGGACGAUUCAAGACCCUGAAACAGGCCAUUAAAGAUGGGUUGCUUGAUGUAAAGAAGAAGGUCAUGUUUGACCCUAUGACUGAAAAAGCCACAACACUGACUAUUACUUUUGAUCAGGAAACUGUCAUUUUCUUUCGGGAACCAAAAACAUUUGAUCAAGCAAUUGAUUCCGACCUUUUGCAUUUGACCAAUGGUCAGUUCAAACAUCCAGAUUCUGAGAAAAGUAUCCCACUAUAUGGUGCCUUAAAACAGGGGGUUUUGGAUCCAAAUUCAGUAGUUAUCAAGGACACCAAAAGAAAAAAACUUGUAAAAAUAUUAUCAGCUUUUGAACAAGAAAUUCUUGAUCCUGACAAAAGUACAGUUUUAAAUACUGGUACCAAUCAGAUCCUGACAAUUGAAGGAGCUCUUGAAGCUAAUCUGAUCAUCACACCAAGAAGACCCCUUUCCUUAUUGGAAGCUUUGGAGUAUGGAGCUUAUGAUCCAGAUAGUGGAUCCUUCAGAGAUCCAUUUACAGAACAUCUCAUUACCUUGCUUCAGGCUAUAGACUCUGGACUCAUUGACCCCACUGAUACUGUGUUCAGAGAUCCUGGUACGGGACGAAUUUUGACCAUCCAACAAGCUGCUGAUGAAUGUUUGCUCAACCCCAGGGAAGGUGUUGUCUUUAAUCCACAGAAUCAACAAUACAUCACUCUUGUGCAAGCUUGGAUGACUGGUCUGUUCAUCACAGCAGAAACUAGGACUGCCGUUGAAGAGAAGUACAAGUUUGCCGGAGACAGUAUCUCUAAACUACUCAAUUGGAUAGAUGACAUACGGGAACAACUUGCUGAAUUGGGACAAAUACAAGACGAUAUUUUAGAGCUGCAGAACCAGAUUGAAAAAAAUAGGGAUAUUAAGAACGACCUGGAUGACCACCAGAGAGCAGUCUCAACAUGUUUAAACAAGGUUCACCAGAUUGUACAACAAGGGGCCGAGGUUCUUAGCAAGGAUGAAAUUGAACAGCUACAGAAAGACUGUAAAGAGCUAAAAAAGCAUUACGACAAAACUUUGGAGGAGAGCGAGAAACUACUUCAUCGACUCGUUUUAUCUCAAGAGGAGUUAGAGAAGUUUAAUGUGGAACUCCUUACCUUUAAGAAAUGGUUGCUUGAAGCUGAAGAGAAGCUAAAAGAACAAGAAAAAAAUGUGGGUGACUUGAAGAACUUGAAAGAAAAUGGUGAAUAUUUUAAAGAAUUUACUAAUGAUGUUAUUGCCCACCAAGCGGAUCUUCGUUUCAUCACCAUGAUUGCCCAGAGGUUUGUCGACGAAUCAAAGGAAUAUCUAAAGAUUCUGAAUAAUAUUCGUACCAAUCUUCCUCGUCGAAGAGCUCACGUGGAGCCGAAAGAGAGUGAAGUGAAGGCUCAAGUCAGUGUUGUUAGCACCACUUAUCAAAAUCUCUUGAACCAGGUUAAUCGGCUCAGAGAUAAAAUCACCACUGUGGAAGCCAGACAACGUCACUACUCUGAAUGCUUGGAAAAAGCCACAAGCUGGCUUCUAGAAGUACAGACCACAUCCAGAAAGUUAUUAGAUGAGCCAGUAGCAGCAGAGCCAAAAUUAAUUCAAGAUCAACUAGACAGAAUCAAAACAGUCAGUCUGGACAUUGUGAGUCAAAGUCGGGUUAUUGAGAAUAUUAAGCAGGCAGGAAAAACUCUGCUGGAUACUCUAGAAAAAACUGAAACGAGUAUAGUUGAAAAACAGUCUAUUGAAAAUACUGUCCAGAAACUUGAGGAUGACCAUUGUACCGUCAGUAAUGACAUCAAUGAGAAAAGUAAUGAACUUCAAACAGCUUUGGUUCAGUCCCAGGAUAUCCAGGAUGGAUUGGACCGUCUCCUCAAGUGGCUAAAUGAAACUGAGACAAUAUUCCGCACUCAGAAUAAAGCCAUCAGCUUGUCUCGAGAGAGACUUGAUGAACAGGUUCAAGAACAUAAAAUCUUCCAGACUGAUAUCGACAGCCAGAGGCCGAGCAUUGAUGCUGUUACUGCUUCAGCUAAAGAUUUAAGUAAAGGUUCCAACCAAAGGUUAGCUAAGAAGGUUGAGACUAAGAUGAAAGACAUCAACACCCGGUUUGACAAGCUGUGUGAGAAAUCUCGGAAACGGGGAAUCUUGCUCGAAGAGGUGGUAACCUUAGUAUCGACAUUUGAAGUGAUGAUUCUUCAUUUUGAGGAAUGGAUCCACGAAAUCACAGAAACACUAGAAAGCAGAGAGAUAGUCGAUCUUACCCCUGAAGAGUACUGCACCCAAAUUGAAGAUGCUAUGAACCAGAGAAAUGCUAAGAAGGAAGACUUUGACAAGAUGAUCAAAACAGGCAAAAACUUAGUGGCCAAGAGGGAUGUGACAGACACUGCUCCAAGGAAAGAUAAAGUGAAAUUACUGGAGCAGCAGUGGAAAGAACUUGGAGACCUUCUGACCGAGAAGCAGCAGGCGGGCAAGACCCGUACCCAGCAGUUGUCUGCUUAUGAAACUUUGAGAAUAAAAGUACUGGAAUGGUUGAAUGAUAUAGAGGGCCGAGUAGAGGAACUGGAGGUCGUUGUGAUAGACAAGGAUGCACUACAACAUCAGGCUGCUGAAUUAAAGCCUAUCAUCAAGGAACACAUAGACUAUGCACCAACUGUAGAUAAGGUCAAUGUCUUGGGUAACUCGUAUGAUAUUAUUCUACAUGGAGAACGUGGAGACAGUCCUCGUCGACAUAUUGGUAGUCCCACUAAAAAAUUUAUAUCUUCCACCAGUCCAACAAAGAAAUCCCCUGCUAGAACACGACAUUCCCCAGACAUUCAAUCCCCAACCCAGGGAAAAUCUGUAUCAGUUCAGAGUCCACUAUCAAGUAUAUCUAGUGGAUUCAGUAGCCAGCGUAGCUCAGCUGAUAAUCUUGGUGGAGUGGAGGACCUGACUCCGAUUCAACAACAACUUUCUGAAAUUAACAAUCGCUAUAGCCUACUGGGUGUAAAAUUGUCUGACCGUCAACAGGAAAUCGAAAGCCUGACAGAAGAAACUAAGUGCCAUCUGCUGACCAUGAAAACAUUAGUAAAUUUUGUCAAAGGGAAGGAAAAACAAUUACCAAAGGAGUCUUUUCCAGAAAAUAAGGAGCAGGCUGGGAAUCAACUUCACAUUCUUAAGGUAGUUGUGUUCAAUAUUUAA